This is a messenger RNA of Rhipicephalus microplus (southern cattle tick), 1405 nucleotides long. RefSeq names its product adenosine deaminase-like. Gene Ontology annotation, molecular function: adenosine deaminase activity. Gene Ontology annotation, biological process: negative regulation of adenosine receptor signaling pathway; hypoxanthine salvage; inosine biosynthetic process. The record is from RefSeq and is a predicted model, not a curated record. Gene Ontology annotation, cellular component: cytosol; external side of plasma membrane. NCBI's taxonomy places the organism in Eukaryota, Metazoa, Arthropoda, Arachnida, Ixodida, Ixodidae.
CCGCAUUUCGACGCGGACAAAAGAGCGUUCCGUAUGAAAGCAGAAAAAUAAGCAUUUGGCUGUGUCAUUCACGCAUAAACUGUUCUGGUCACAGCUACUUUCUCAGAAGGAACUGGUGGUCAAGGUUGGCACACGCAAUGAGUUUUCUGAAGCAUUUCGAUCCUUGUAUGAUACCUCGGACGAGGGUUGAACUCCAUCUUCACUUGGAUGGCUCUAUACGACACGAAACAAUAUGGGAACUUGCACAAAAAAAGAAAAUCAACCUUGGAGUUAAAUCCCUCGCUGACCUCAAAACGAAGCUCAUUAAGGUGGACUCGACUACCCUUGCAGACUUUCUCGAUCGCUUUGCGGUAUUUAUGCCAACUGUUGUCGGUGAUUUGGAAGCUGUCGAAAGAAUUUCGUAUGAACUAUGCGAAGACCAAGCGAGAGAGGGCGUUGCGUACUUCGAGGCCCGUUAUUCUCCCCAUUUCCUGGCAUCGAAAGAAAAUAAUGUGACGCCAAAGCAAGUCGUUGAAGCUGUUAACUGCGGCCUGAGAAGAGGGCAGUGCGAUUUUCAGAUAAAGGUUCGAUCGAUUCUCGCUUGCGUCAUUGCCAACGAUGAAUGGUCACGAGAAUGUUUGAAAUUCUGUGAAGAAUACCAAAACAAAGGCGUUGUUGGCAUCGACGUUGCAAAGGACGAAGCAAGAACGCCUGAAUUUACGAAGGGAGAACUUCAAGUGUUCGAGAGAGCAAAACACCUGGGCAUUGGCAGAACGGCACAUGCCGGUGAAAGUGGUGGCUACCAAUCAGUCAUGGACGCAAUGGUCAAGCUCUACUGCGACAGGGUUGGCCACGGAUACAGAGUUUUCCAGGAUCCUACCGGGAAAACAUUCAAGAUGGCGCAGGAAAAGAACCUCCACUUUGAGACCUGCCCUUACUCCAGCGUCUUAACCGGUGGCUGCCCUCUGAGCUCGCAAAAGCACUCAAUUAUCAGGCUCGCGGAAGAAAACGCCAACUUCUCGAUAAGUAAAGAUGAUAGCACAAUCACUGGAAGUACUAUAGACGACGAAUAUGAUUUUCUAAGGCAGCUUGGCUUGACUGAGGCGCAUUUCAUCAGGGCGAAUCUGAACGCGGCUCGUUCAUGUUUCCUGUCCGAAGCGGAGAAGACAGAUCUGAUCGCAAGCCUCAAGGAAGAAUACGGCAUCAGUCCAAUGAAAGAGCCGGACAAAGUUCGCGUACGGCCCGUACAACCGGUGACGCCUGUACGGCCCCUGCCACCAAUACGGCCUACGCCACCGAUGAACCCUGGAGGCGCCCGUAAGAAGCGGGGUUUGUUGGCAAAACUGCUAUGUUGCCCCUCGUAUUAAAACAGUCACACUCACUUCUUUCACUUUGUUUCGCGAUGUUUGACUAUACAAUAAACACC